This is a messenger RNA of Anolis carolinensis (green anole), 4510 nucleotides long. It is a transcript of the gene nr1h3, whose product is annotated as nuclear receptor subfamily 1 group H member 3. The record is from RefSeq and is a predicted model, not a curated record. Gene Ontology annotation, biological process: cell differentiation; lipid metabolic process; positive regulation of transcription by RNA polymerase II. Lineage: Eukaryota; Metazoa; Chordata; Lepidosauria; Squamata; Anolidae. The transcript is spliced from 10 exons. Gene Ontology annotation, molecular function: zinc ion binding; RNA polymerase II cis-regulatory region sequence-specific DNA binding; nuclear receptor activity. Bases 1078 to 2304 code for a protein of 408 amino acids.
UGGGUAUGAGAAGUUAUCCCAAAGUAAAUUUAUAAUAAUCUUAAUUGGUUUGUUUAGAUAAUGAUGUCUUGCAUAAUUACAUUUGUUUUUGACCAUACCUGGAAGACUGUGUCCUGUCCUGGGCAUUACAAUUCAAGAAUACUGACAAGCUGGAACAUGUCCAGAAGAAGGCAACUAAAAUGGUAAAAGACUUGGAAAUUGUGUCCUAUAAGUAGCAGCUUAGGGAGCUGAGCAUGUUUAGCCUGGAGAAAAGAGGAUUAAGAGCUGACAUGAUAGCGAUAUUCAAACAUUUGAGGGGAUGUCAUAUUGAAGAGAGCCGCACUUAUUUUCUACUGCUUCAGAGACAGGGACAUGGAGCAAUAGAUUCAAACUGAAAUAAAAAAAGAUUCCACCUAAACAUCAGGAAGAACAUCUUGAUGAUAAGAGCUGUUUAAUAGUGAAAUAUACUGCCUUGGAGUGUGGCGAAGUCUCCUCUGUAUCUUUUUAAGCAAGAAACUGGAGAGUAAUCUGUCAGGGGUGCUUUGAUUGUGUAUCCUGCAGAACAGGAGGCUGGACUGGAUGACCUUUGGAGUUGACCUUAGGACCUUUGUUCUCAAUGUUGCUCAGCUACUUCUAAGGGUGGGGAUAAGGGCUGAUGCCAACAUCUUGGAAGUACUUGGCGCCUGAUAGGAGACACUAGUGUGACCACAAACCAAGGGAUAAUAUGCUUCUCUCAGCCUUUCCCUUACAUUUACUUCCCCAUGGGUUGUGCUCUUCACUCUAAUUGUGCUUUUGAGAGGAAGACUUGCCAAAUAGUCUGUCUUUUGGCAUCUGGGGCUGGUACUAAGAACAAGAACUGGCAAAGCAGUGCACUCCACAGUUACAGUUUGCAGAUGCUUCAUUUCUCAUUUUGGAUUUUUUCGUCAAACAACAUUAGAUAAGAAUCAACACGCUGAAGUUGCUUGUGGAUCCACUAAGCUUUCCUUGAGAGGCAUCUCAUUUUUCCGAGGAUUAUUGUAACAAUUGAUAUGUUUCCAUUGUGAUCGUAACCAUGCUAUAGAAGCAAGAAGAAUGUGAACCUGUCUACAGAAGAACAUCAUGGGGCCCUCACAGCUUGUGGCACAGAGUCAUGGGAAGAAGAGAGGUGUAUUUGACAUGGAGGAGAAAGGCUUUGCACUUUUCCAUAGCUCAGAGAUUCCUCUUGAGCAUAUAGAAAAAACACCCCUGAAACGGAAGAAGGGCCCAGCUCCCAAGAUGCUUGGGAACGAGGUGUGCAGCGUGUGUGGCGACAAGGCCUCCGGCUUCCACUAUAAUGUUCUGAGCUGUGAGGGAUGCAAGGGAUUUUUCCGACGCAGCAUCAUCAAGGGAGCGCACUAUGUUUGCAAGAAUGGGGGCAGAUGUGAGAUGGACAUGUACAUGCGCCGAAAGUGUCAAGAGUGCCGUUUGCGCAAAUGCCAGGAGGCCGGCAUGCGAGAGCAGUGUGUUCUCUCUGAAGAGCAAAUCCAGCUGAAGAAACUUAAGAAGCAGGAAGAUGAUCAGGCCCGGACAGUGAUCGUGCGCCACAAUCCACCAUCUCCUCCAGGUCCCCCUCCUCAAAUGACAUCGGAGCAGCUUGACAUGAUAGAAAAGCUGGUGUCAGCCCAGCAGCAGUGCAACCAACGCUCUUUCUCAGACAGACUCAAAGUGACGCCGUGGCCUCAGAUUUCAGAUCCCCUUCAUCGUGAAGCACGACAGCAGCGGUUUGCUCAUUUCACGGAGCUUGCAAUCCUUUCUGUACAGGAGAUUGUGGACUUUGCUAAGCAGUUGCCAGGUUUCCUUGAGCUUACCAGGGAAGAUCAGAUUGCUCUUCUGAAGACAUCUACAAUAGAGGUGAUGCUGUUGGAGACAUCUCGGCGCUACAGUCCAGAAACAGAAAGUAUCACUUUUUUGAAGGAUUUGAGCUAUAAUCGAGAUGACUUUGCCAAAGCUGGCCUUCAGUUUGAAUUCAUUAACCCCAUUUUUGGAUUUUCAAAGGGAAUGAAUGAUUUGCAGCUUAAUGACGCUGAAUACGCACUUCUAAUUGCUAUCAGCAUUUUUUCUGCAGAUAGACCAAAUGUUCAAAACCAGCUCCUGGUGGAACGACUGCAACAUACCUACGUAGAAGCCCUUCAUUCUUAUAUCUGUAUCCACAGACCAAACGAUCAUCUAAUGUUCCCACGGAUGUUAAUGAAACUGGUCAGUCUUCGGACUUUAAGUAGCGUUCAUUCUGAACAAGUGUUUGCUCUUCGGCUACAGGACAAGAAGCUUCCACCACUUCUUUCAGAGAUCUGGGAUGUGAAUGAAUGACCACAUUGUCUCAGGGCUGUGACCUUCUGCAGUAGCCCUGCCAUUUAUCUAUUGCUAACAAGAACCUGUCAUCUCUUCUCUAAAAUAUGGAAGUGGUGUGGAAGGCUGUGGUCCUGUGGUUUCUUUGCUCUGAAGAGACAAUGUAGAAGGCAAACGAAGUGGACCCACUGAUGCUUUAGUCUUUAAGUAAUGUGACAACAACUGAAAAACCUCAACCUAGCAGAAAUGAAGAAUUCACCCUACUAAUGUUUCCAUUGCCUUUCUCCUUUCAUAUAGUUUCUCUGUGUUUAACUUCAAGGACACACCAUCCACACACACACAGAAGCUUUCCUGGACUAUCAAAAACAAGCCUCGCUUUGUAUCCAUGUUUUGUAUCUUCAUAGGAGUUUCUCCGGGAUGACUAACACACUUUAACCUUCCAAAUAAUAGUUUACAUUUGUGGUAUUUUGUGCUAUUUUCUUUAUUUCUUUUCUUUCUGCAAGCUAGAGCCAUAUGUGCCAUUUUAUUACCUUUUUUGGAAUGGCCCUGUGUUGUAUAAAUCUAUUACAAUUUUUCCGAAUUCUACUAUUUUUUGCGCUAAGCUAUAAAUCCCAGUGGUAUUUUGAUACAUUUUGAUGCAUUACAGAAGCAAAUCCAGUCACCAUUUGUUGCCUUACCACUGCUUUUCUAGCUCUCCUCCUAAACUACUUUCCCUUUGGGAUGUUGCAGACAUGUGUUUGCAAGUUUACUAUACAUCUGGAACUCAUAUAUAUACAAAGAAAUGUAGCUGAUGAAACUUUUUUUGGGAAAAGUUAAACAUCUUCUUUCUUCCCCACUCAAAAAAAUACUUUCACUGCCAAAAAUAUCUGUUGAGGAUUUGCUAUAUAGGCUCACAUGUUGAGCAUUGCCCUUAAUAUCUUCUAAUAAUAAUAGAAUCCAAUUGAUGUGUGACCUCAAAGAAUGUCAAUGUUUUUUAAGAAUAUAAGGGGGCUCUAAUCUGUUCUGAAAUGUACCGCCGGUAUGUUUAUUACCUCUCUGUUCCUACCUUAAAUUUGUCAAGUUGUUUAUUGGUGGUCUUGUGGAAUUUUCUACCCAUAGUAAAUGUAAAGGUUUUCCCCUGACAUUAAGUCUAGUUGUGUCCGACUCUGGGGGGUGGUGCUCAUCUCCAUUUCCAAGCUGUAGAGCUGGCGUUGUCUGUAGACACCUCCUAGCUCACGUGGCCGGCAUGACUGCAUGGAGUGCCGUUACCUUCCUGCCAGAGAGAUACCUAUUGAUCUCCACACAUUUGCAUGUUUUCAAACUGCUAGGUUGGCAGAAGCUGGGGCUAGCAGCCAGAGCUCAUUCUGAUCCACUGAUUCAAACUGCUGACCUUUUGGUCAGUAAGUUCAGCAGUUCAGCAGCUUAACCCACUGCAUCAUUGGGGGUUCCCAUAAAGAGUUUAAUAGUUACAGCCUGAGGCUGUGGAGAGUUAACCAUAGUUUGGAUACAGAUUAGUCUGAAUCAGACUGUAGGAGCAGAAGUGGGCACACGUGAGGCUUGUGGAAUUGCCUCCUCCCCUCCUUUUAUACUAGAAACCAGAGAAUCAUCAAUUGAAAUUUGGUGCAAAAACUCUAACACUUAACAGCUAAAACAAUCUGAGCGUGUAAUUUUUUUACCUUCUGGAAACAAAACAGGGCUCACAUCCCUACUAUGUAAAAUUUUAUUCCUUGUUGCUCUUGGCUUCCUUCAUUUCAGUAGUAUGAUUUAGAACAGAGGGCAGAUUUGUUUCUGCUAUCAUCAAAAAGCUGAAAGUCAGAAGUCCUUGCCAAUCGAUUGCAAAUCAUUUGGAGAUCUGCCAGUAGAUUUAGAUACGUCUUCUCUCUUGUCUUCUUCUGUCUAAAUUCCACCUUACUUAAUGCCAGGAAUUAACUCUUAGAUUCCUUGGUGUUUUAGGAAUAUAUGUUCCUUUCUUUGUUAGAAUUUAAGUUUUGCAAGCCUUCUGAGAGCGUGGGCCCAUGAACCAAUAUGAUUGUUGAUUCUACAGCAAGUGCCAUACCAAUGGUGUGGGCCUUGUGUCUAUUUUGUACUUGAAGUUGUUCUCUUUUUGCUGGCCUUUAUUCUAUAAAGCACUUGUAACAAUUUGUAAAAUCUUUUUUAUAACCCCUUGCAAUUGCAGACUUUUAAUUCUGUGUUUUCAUUGUUUGCAAAGUGUUAAUGCUCAUGCAAAAGAAUAAAGGCUAAUACUGAA